AUGAGCAAAAGCAACAACAAACGAGCCGAUGUCGAUGUCGAUGUCGACACUGCUUCAAUAAAAACACCAGCAACAUCAGCAUCAAUAACACCAUCCAUCUCAAAAACUGAAAAUGAUGGAAAAUCCUCUAAAAAUGAACCAGUGGUGAAUGAAAAAGAAAAAAAGAAACAAGCAUUUAUAACAAGAACAAUCUGGACAUUUGUCAUGAUUGGUGCCUUUUUCGUCAUUUUGGCUUCUGGCCAUCUACCAAUCAUUGUUAUGGUCUUGUUGUUCCAGUUUUUAACAUUUAAAGAAAUAAUUGCAUUAACUUCAGAACCAGCAAGAGAUAAAAAGAUUCCUUAUAAUAGAUCACUAAAUUGGUAUUUCUUAAUUGCUACUUGGUAUUAUUUGGAUUUCCCAUCAUUUGUUGAUUUUUUCCAAGAAGAAAUCUUUUCCAAUAAAUUUCUUACUUUACUUAUUUUGAAUCACAAGAUUAUUAGUUAUUCAUUAUAUAUUGCUGGAUUUAUCUUUUUUGUUUGGACUUUGAAAAAGGGAUACUACAAGUUUCAAUUUGCUCAAUUAUGUGUUACCCAUAUGACUUUGUUGUUGGUUGUUUUCCAAGCCCACCUCAUCAUUGGAAAUAUACUAAAUGGUAUAUUUUGGUUCUUUUUGCCCUCAGCUUUGGUUAUUGUUAAUGAUAUCUUUGCUUAUGUUUGUGGAAUUACAUUUGGUAGAACUCAAUUGAUUGAAAUUUCACCAAAAAAAACAGUUGAAGGUUUUGUUGGUGCUUGGAUCUGUACUGGUAUUGCUGCAGUUAUUGGCUCGCUUAUCUUAUCCAAGUCUGAUUAUUUAAUUUGUCCAGCACAAAACUUGUCUACACACUUGUACAACUAUCCAAGUUGCGAACCAAAUCCUGUGUUCAUCCCACAAGUUUACCAAUUACCACAAAACAUUAUCGAUCUCUUUGGAGGAAAUAUUGAGCUUAUCACUUUCAAACCAGUAUAUUUUCAUGCUGCUAUCCUAGCCACCUUUGCAUCAUUAAUUGCCCCAUUUGGUGGGUUCUUUGCCAGUGGAUUAAAAAGAGCUUUCGGUAUAAAAGAUUUUGGUGACACGAUCCCGGGACACGGUGGUAUUACUGAUAGAUUUGAUUGUCAAUUCUUAAUGGGCUCAUUCACAUACUUGUAUUAUCAAACAUUUAUCAGUAAUCAUAAUAUGAACUUGGGUAAAGUUUUACAAAUGGCAAUUAUUAACUUGAGCGCACCACAAUUGAUACAAUUGAUUAAGAGUAUCUUAAGAUAUUUGAAUAGAGAAGGUGUUAUUGACGAUGACAAGUUACAUUCAAUUGUUGAAUUAUUGGCCAAUUGA
Messenger RNA from Lodderomyces orthopsilosis Co 90-125, 1344 nucleotides. RefSeq names its product phosphatidate cytidylyltransferase (gene CDS1). Bases 1 to 1344 code for a protein of 447 amino acids. Gene Ontology annotation, cellular component: endoplasmic reticulum membrane. Gene Ontology annotation, molecular function: phosphatidate cytidylyltransferase activity. NCBI's taxonomy places the organism in Eukaryota, Fungi, Ascomycota, Pichiomycetes, Serinales, Debaryomycetaceae. The transcript has a single exon. The record is from RefSeq and is a predicted model, not a curated record.